Molecule: messenger RNA, 1716 nt
Organism: Echinostoma caproni
Lineage: Eukaryota; Metazoa; Platyhelminthes; Trematoda; Plagiorchiida; Echinostomatidae
Source: the annotation of a GenBank genome assembly
AUGAUCAGCCAACCCACAUCUUUGGAACGUCUCCGUCCCAAUCCUAUCAUUCAACGAGAUACCGAACUUCGUCCGGAAUUCGCCACCUCCGAGCAGGCUGUUUGGUCUGUGUAUUGGUCCCUGUUGGCCUACACCGCCCCCAUACAUCGAAUCUACAUGAAGUUCACGCUUCAGACAGAAGAGGUGCUUCCGUCGGAGAAGGAAGUACAAACGUAUCUCCGUUGUUUGCUUGACUUAUCCACCACUUGGGGGCCGAGUCUUGAAGUUAUACGUUCGUUGUGGAUAUAUUUCGGUCGUAGAUUGAUAUUCUGCCAUUUACUGCGAUCUGUCCCUAUUACGGAACUAUCAGAGCUGAUAAUCAUUGUCAAGGUAUCACUUCCAACCUUAACACGUCAAGGUGCUAUGCACUACCUGACACUAAUCGGACAUGUCUUAUGGGAAGUCCUAGCCAAAUUGCAAACCAGUAGUCGUCUGGAUGCGAUCAACGGAUUCUCUUCCGUGAUCCAUGCACUAGUCGAAAAUUGUCAAGGCAAUGCAACACAGGAAAUGCUUCACAAUUGGGAUAUGGGUCGACGAUGUACAACGCUUCAGGGAAUUCAAUUCAUCUCGCUUCUAUGCCGAUACUAUUGCAUGCGAACGGAAGCGAAGACAGCUUUCCGUGACAUGGCUAGCGGACUUGGUCAACUGGCCAGUUUGCAGAAUGUGUUAUGCCGAAGUAUCCUCGGUUCCAUAAAAUUAAGUGAUUCGGGUUCCGGUCCUUCUCGACUUGCCUUGAUGGGUUGGCGUUCGGAACUGGUCGACCUAUGCAUCCGUUUCGGUUACGAGCUGACCGAUGUCGGAGAUGAAUCGUCAUUUGUCACAACCGAUGAUUCCCUCGUCUCUUUCAUCGCUAUGUACCUGGAAUGUCUCUGGUCCGAUGUGUAUCCUGUGUUCAAAAAUCGUAUAUCUCGUCUUCGUGACCGUUCUCAACCAUUUUCUCGAAACACGGCACAGAAUUUGGCCAGUUUAGCUAUGCAGUUUGUCAGUGCGUGCACCACUCAACCCAUGGCAUCAAGCCCAGAUCACGAACGUAUUAUGACUAUGCUUGAAUUGUUCGCCAUGGACUCCUCCAUCGAUCCCGCGAUCGUGCUGAUAAUCACUUNACAACUGACCUCAGUCGGAGCGGACAUUCUGGCUCGCUUUCCAUCUGAUCUGGCUCAGCUUUUCAACGAAAUCGAUCCGGAAUACACCUUGAUCAGUAUUGCGGCCAAAUUUGACUUAUGUCCGACCUUUCAUGAACGAAUGGCCUAUAAAUCUCUUGCUGGUCGUCACCUCGGGUGCGUGUGCAAUGUGUUAUGUGACUGUUUUUCACUAUCAAAUCUGAUGGAGGAUAAACAGACCGGAUUGGAUCACACGCAGAUUCCGAAUUGUUCCCGUGAAACUCUGUGCUCGAUUGGCUUCCAGGCCGCUUCGCUACUGGUCCGACAUUGUGCUGUUUUACUGUAUUCCCCAGUGACCGGUGGUCCCAAUGGAUCGAGUCUGGAACAAGUGAUAGAUUCAUUCGUUCUCCCUCGCCAGCUGUACGAAUGGAACAAGAUCAAAUCCGGUCCACAUGGGACGAGCAAUGACCGACCGUUAUCGGCGCUGGCUAUCGAAUGCAUGCGCGACAAAUUUCCCGAAGUAAGUUUUUUCCUGAGUUCUCGUUCUAGCAGUUCACCCCGGAUGGGGGACGGCUGA